This is a messenger RNA of Nicotiana tabacum (common tobacco), 654 nucleotides long. The record is from RefSeq and is a predicted model, not a curated record. Lineage: Eukaryota; Viridiplantae; Streptophyta; Magnoliopsida; Solanales; Solanaceae.
GGAAGAAGAAUAAAGGGAGGAUUCAUGAAGUUAGGUAUAUGGACUUUGACACUGGUGUAGAUGAAUUGGAGAGUGAUGAUUAUGAUGAUGAUGAUGAUGUUGGUAAUAUGGCAGAAAAUGUUGGCAAUGAUGCUGAAGAGGACAACAGUGAUGAAGAUAUCGAGGAGAAUGAGGAUGAUGGAGUUGAGAAAACAAAGAAGGGGAAAACUGAGAAGGAUGCUGAGAAGAAAGCCAAAAAGUUGAAAAAUACUGAGAAGCGUGGUGAUGUUCUGAGUGAGUUGAAUGGUGAGAAGAAAGCCAAGAAGUUGAAAAGUGCUCAGAAACAGAAGAAGAGUAAAUUGUCUUUGAAAGAUGGAAAGAAGAGACUAGUGAGGUUGGGAAAAAACUGAAAGAUGGGUCGGCAAAGAGUAAGAGAUGCAAGAUAAGAGCAUAAGAAUAAUCAAUUAGGAGUCUUUCUGAUACCACACUCCUACUAACCUGGAGUAUUCAACAGGGCAUCACCUAAGCUUCAGCUGAUUCCUUCUAUCCUGAAGUCUUCAGCAGGCAUUGCCCUCAGACUGUUUCUUGGGUCUCCUGUUUUACUUUUGGUAUUUAUUUUGUUAUCAAUUUUGAUUUUGAAGGAAUCCGUAGUUCAAAUACUGACCUGCUGUGAGG